Alosa sapidissima (American shad) is the source of this 582-nucleotide messenger RNA. RefSeq names its product cytotoxin I-like P-15. The transcript is spliced from 3 exons. The coding region runs from base 116 to 382 and encodes 88 amino acids. NCBI's taxonomy places the organism in Eukaryota, Metazoa, Chordata, Actinopteri, Clupeiformes, Clupeidae. The record is from RefSeq and is a predicted model, not a curated record.
UGACAUAGCCUAUAUAGCCUACGACUGGCAGUCUGUGUAGAAGUCAUUUCAAAAGGCAGCCUGCUGCACCAAGCUAAUAUUUCUGUGACGUGAACUGAAGCAACUCCUGGUAAUCAUGCGUCUGGUCUUCAUUUGCGCUCUUCUGGUGCUCUCUGUGAGCUUUGGUGAAGCUCUGAAGUGUAACCUCUGUGUGAGUAAGGGAGACUCCUGUGUGCCCUCUACACAGACGUGCCCGUUCUACAUGGACGCGUGCGGCAGCGUGCUGUACAUCUCCCCGCCGCUGGGCAUCACCCGCAGCUGCAUGAACAUGGCCACAUGCCAGAGCUACCUGCACAUGCCCAACGUGGCGGCUAUCUGCUGCAGCACCGACCUCUGCAACUGAACACACCUGGCACACUCAGUGUGAAUGCCGUGCACACUAGAUGUGGCACCACCUUCUGUCACCCACAGCUAAGCUUUCCUGGUCUAGAGGGCCACAAUGGAGCACACACAGAUUUGUAGUGGUUUUAGGUGUCAAACAGGACCAAAAAACCCUGAAAAUAUGUAUACAAUACAACAUGCAAUAAACAAUAUACAAAGUCA